Miniopterus natalensis is the source of this 1789-nucleotide messenger RNA. It is a transcript of the gene CDKL3, whose product is annotated as cyclin dependent kinase like 3. Gene Ontology annotation, cellular component: nucleus. Lineage: Eukaryota; Metazoa; Chordata; Mammalia; Chiroptera; Miniopteridae. Gene Ontology annotation, biological process: dendrite extension; positive regulation of dendrite morphogenesis; protein phosphorylation. Gene Ontology annotation, molecular function: protein serine/threonine kinase activity; ATP binding. The record is from RefSeq and is a predicted model, not a curated record.
GAAGCCGGGCUUAAGAAUGGAGAUGUAUGAAACCCUUGGAAAAGUGGGAGAGGGAAGUUAUGGAACAGUCAUGAAGUGUAAACAUAAGGAUACCGGGCAGAUAGUGGCCAUUAAGAUAUUUUAUGAGACACCAGAAAAAUCUGUCAACAAAAUUGCAACGAGAGAAAUAAAGUUUCUAAAGCAAUUCCAUCAUGAAAACCUGGUCAAUCUGAUUGAAGUUUUUAGACAGAAAAAGAAAAUUCAUUUGGUGUUUGAAUUUAUUGACCACACAGUAUUAGAUGAGUUACAACAUUAUCGUCAUGGACUAGAGAGUAAACGACUUAGAAAAUACCUCUUCCAGAUCAUUCGAGCAAUUGAAUAUCUUCACAAUAAUAAUAUCAUUCAUCGAGAUAUAAAACCUGAGAAUAUUUUAGUAUCCCAGUCGGGAGUUAUUAAACUCUGUGAUUUUGGAUUUGCACGAAUGCUAGCCGCUCCUGGGGACAUUUAUACAGACUAUGUGGCCACACGCUGGUAUAGAGCUCCAGAAUUAGUAUUAAAAGAUACUUCUUACGGAAAACCUGUGGAUAUCUGGGCUUUGGGCUGUAUGAUCAUUGAGAUGGCCACUGGAAAUCCCUUUCUUCCUAGCAGCUCUGAUUUGGAUUUACUUCAUAAAAUUGUUUUAAAAGUAGGUAAUUUGACACCUCACUUGCAAAAUUUCUUUUCCAAGAGUCCUAUUUUUGCUGGAGUGGUCCUUCCUCAAGUUCAACACCCCAAGAAUGCAAGAAAAAAGUACCCAAAGCUAAAUGGAUUAUUGGCAGAUGUAGUUCAUGCUUGUUUACAAAUUGAUCCUGCUGAGAGAAUAUCAUCUACUGAUCUUUUGCAUCAUGAUUAUUUUACUAGAGAUGGAUUUAUUGAAAAAUUCAUACCGGAACUAAGAGCUAAAUUACUACAAGAAGCAAAACUCAAUGCAUUCGUAAAGCCAAAAGAGAAUUCUAAAGAAAAUGAACUUAUGAAAGAUGAAAGAAAAACAAUUUAUACUGAUACACUGCUACACACUUCACUUUUCGGAAAGGAAAUGGAAAAAGAAAAAAAACCCAAGGAAACCAAAGCCAGAGUUAUUAAAGUCAAAGGAGGAAAAGCAGAUAUCUUAGAACCAAAAAAGACAGAGUAUGAAAGUGGACAUUGUCAAACAGAUACAAUUGAAAAUGCUCAUACCGUGUCUCAAAAUACAAAAUCUGUAAUCAGUGAACCACCACACCCUGCCAAUCCCAGCGCUAACUCCCUUGGCAUGAAAGACAGCCCACAUGCUGGAGGCAGUAGGAUGAUGCCGCCCAUUAACCUAACUAGCAGCAAUUUGAUGGCUUCCAGUCGCAGUUCAAAUCCCUCCCACUCCAAUUCAAGGUUAUCUGAAAGAGCAAAAAAGAGACAUACUUCUUCACAACCUAUUGGACAAGUUAUGGCUAAUAGCAGGCAAGAGGAUACAGGCCCCACUCAAAGCCAAAUGGAGAAGGGUGUAUUUAAUGAGCAGACAAGUCAAAGUGACCAAAUGGCAAAUGGAAAUAAAAGGAAGCUGAAUUUUCCCAGACCUGACAGGAAAGAAUUCCAUUUCCCAAAAUUGCCUUUCAUAAUACAGUCAAAGGAGGUGAAAAGAAUGGACGUUAAACAGAUAAAAGUGCUGAAGAGGGAAUCAAAGAAAAUAGAUUCAUCUAAAAUACCAACUUUACUUAAUGUGGAUCAAAAUCAAGAAAAACAAGAGAAUACAGGAAAUGCACAAACUGAAAGGAAGAAGAGCCUGCCAGAUGUAGAGUAG